GGAACCUGACCAACUCCAACGGUCAUUUUCAAAUAACAACGAGCAACAAAGAGGCGCGCAUAUUCUCGAGCCCUCGAUUUUGCCUACUAAAAUCCAAGUCGCAUGGUCCUGUAAAAUCGCGACCCAAAAAAUGGAUGCCUUCAAGCUCUUGACGCGAGCGACCAAAUUGAAGACCGGUACCGCUAGUAGUACCUCCUCUUCAGCCCUGCCCUCUAAAGGGAAGGCGCAAACCCCCCAGCUGUUCCACGCCUCGGAGGCCGAGGAACUGCUGCGGAAGAAUGGUGGCCUCAGUGCCAGCGCUAACAAAAAGCGCAAGAGAACCCAUGCGCCGGCCGCGGCGUCGGAUUCGGAGAACGAUGAUGACGACGACGACCUGCCAGGGUUAGAUUUCUUCGGCGCAGGCAAAAGCUCGGCCUCGACGGCCAAGAAGGAGCGGGCUGCGGCGGCCAAGGAGCAGGAGGUGGAGGAGGAAGAGGAAGAGGGCGAGUCGAUGGAUGAAGUACAGCGGCGCACGAUCUUGAACACGCACAAGAUUAAGGUCACGGACAUGCGGGACCUGGAGGAGGUGCAGCAAGCGGCGGCAGCGCCGGCGGCGGCGGAGGGGGAUGAGUCCAAGAAGAAAAAGAAGAAGAAGAGAAAGCAAGAAAACGAGAGCUCCUCGUCGGCGCAACCGCUCACGAAGAAGGAGCUGAAGAAGGCACGCCAGUUGUUCCCGCAACCUUUGGUCUCAUUCAAGGAGCUGCGCACCAGGUACAACAUCUCCCGCCGGCUGGCGGAGAACAUCGCCGAGCAAGGGUUUACGGUCCCCACGGAGGUUCAGUUGGGCAGCUUGCCUUUGUUGCUGGGGGACCAGUCGGUCGCCCAGAAGGCGGGUACGACGGGCACUGUCGAGCCUGAUCUUCUGGUGGUGGCGCCGACGGGCAGUGGUAAGACGUUGUCUUUCAUGAUUCCCGUCAUCAACAAGAUUGUUCGACACCAUCACCAGCAGCAGGAGGAGCGUGGUAUCUUCGCUGUUGUUGUUGCUCCGACGAAGGAGCUUGCCAGUCAGAUCGUCAAUGAAGGACGGAAACUGGCGCUCGGAACUGGUGUCAAGAUUACUCUGAUGAAGAAGGGUAUGCGCGUUGUCGAACGCGACGAUGAGGGCGCCGACGCUAAGGAUGUUCUGGAUGAGCAAAGUGAGGAGGAAUCUUCUGGAUCCGAGGACGAGGAGCAAGAGACGGAGAAGAGCAGCAAGGGGAAAGCCCCCGUUACCAAGAGUGACAUCCUCGUCACGACGCCAUUGAUGUUGGUUAAUGCACUUUCGGCAAACAAGACCAAGCCCAUGGCGACCUUGCCUUUGGUAAGGAACAUUGUCCUGGAUGAAGCCGAUGUCCUGUUAGACCCUCUCUUCCGCGAGCAAACGCUCGAUAUCUGGCGAGCAUGCACGCACCCUGAUCUCCGGGCAAGCCUGUGGUCUGCUACCAUGGGCUCAAACAUCGAAGACCUGGCCAAAUCUACCAUCAAGGAGCGCAAAGAUAUGUUGAGCACGACCAAGUCGUAUCCUCUCCUCCGUCUCGUUGUGGGACUGAAGGACUCCGCUAUCCCGAACAUCAAACACAAGCUGGUCUAUGCCGCAACAGAGCAAGGAAAGCUGCUGGGUCUCAGACAACUCCUCCACCCUGCGGCAGCAGCGGCGUCGGAUGUUCGUCUUCGACCCCCCUUCCUCAUUUUCACCCAGACUAUUCCUCGUGCCAUUGCCCUCCAUUCCGAACUGCGCUACGACAUUCCUGCUGAAGCCGGAGGCUCUUCGCGCAUCGCCGUUCUUCACUCCGAUCUGUCCGACAACCAGCGGUCCGACAUCAUGAGACUGUUCCGCAAGGGCGAGAUCUGGAUUCUUGUGACGACCGAUUUGCUAGCUCGUGGUGUUGACUUCCGAGGCAUCAAUGGUGUGGUCAACUACGAUAUCCCCAAUUCCGCCGCCGUGUACGUCCACCGUGUCGGACGAACAGGCAGAGCGGGCCGUGAAGGCGGCAUCGCAGUGACAUAUUACACCAAGGAAGAUAUUCCCUAUGUCAAGAGUAUCGCCAAUGUCAUCAACGUCAGUGAAAAACUACGCGGGACAACGGAGGAGAAGUCUGUACAAAAAUGGUUGCUGGACGCGCUCCCCGACCUCAGUAAGAAGAGCAAGCAAGAGUUGAAGAAGCACGGUGUCAAGGCCCGACAAUCCAAGAAGGACGGCAAAGAGGACAAGAAGACGAGAAUCAGCACCAAGAGUGGUUACGAACGACGGAUGGAGAACAAGAGAAAGGGCGCAAUCGAAGCCAGCCGAACCAGAAAGUCCGACCCACGAUCGGCCGUUGCAGAUGCUGCCAGCGACAACGAGGCCUGGGAUGGUCUCGACGACUAGUGCCCAUCCCUGUACCAAAAGCAAAUUUUCCAAUCAAACUACUCGC
Aspergillus uvarum CBS 121591 is the source of this 2432-nucleotide messenger RNA. It is a transcript of the gene rok1, whose product is annotated as RNA-dependent ATPase ROK1. Gene Ontology annotation, molecular function: ATP binding; nucleic acid binding; RNA helicase activity. Gene Ontology annotation, biological process: maturation of SSU-rRNA. Lineage: Eukaryota; Fungi; Ascomycota; Eurotiomycetes; Eurotiales; Aspergillaceae. The record is from RefSeq and is a predicted model, not a curated record. Gene Ontology annotation, cellular component: 90S preribosome. Bases 131 to 2386 code for a protein of 751 amino acids. The transcript has a single exon.